AUGAGAGCUGUUGCGGUAAGCUUGAGCCGCUUCAAGAACAACCAGACUGUGAUGCUGCCUCCGCCGACUAGCGAUGGACAGCGCGGUGAUAUUCUGCAAGAAAAAGCCAUCCGUUCUAUCGCUCGAGCGGUGGCUUCGCGACCUUUCGUCCUGAUGCUCGUUAAUCUUGGAGGGGUGCAUUGGGCUGGUAUUGUCGUGGACCGAGAUGAUAAGAAAGUGAUCACUUACGACAGUUUAAAUGGGACCAAGAACCGAAAGAAGUUGAAGAAGCUGGCGGAAGAUAUCAUGAAGAAGGCACUGCAAGGUGAAACGUACAAUGAGGUGGAUGUUACGAAGCCGAAGCAGAAAGACGGCAACAAUUGCGAAGUCUUCGUGUCGCUGUUCUUCUGGCGCUGUGUGAGCGCCGAAGCCCCGAGUGAUGUGGUCCUGAGUGAUCUGUCUCCUUCUGGUAUUACCAAGCUGCGCUGGGCUCUACUGCGCGCGAUUUUGAAGAUGAAGCAGCGUUAG
Messenger RNA from Phytophthora nicotianae INRA-310, 507 nucleotides. RefSeq lists its product as hypothetical. Lineage: Eukaryota; Oomycota; Peronosporomycetes; Peronosporales; Peronosporaceae. Gene Ontology annotation, biological process: proteolysis. Bases 1 to 507 code for a protein of 168 amino acids. Gene Ontology annotation, molecular function: cysteine-type peptidase activity. The record is from RefSeq and is a predicted model, not a curated record. The transcript has a single exon.